Messenger RNA from Vollenhovia emeryi, 3571 nucleotides. RefSeq lists its product as uncharacterized. Gene Ontology annotation, cellular component: membrane; neuron projection. Gene Ontology annotation, biological process: G protein-coupled receptor signaling pathway. The transcript has 4 exons. Bases 1 to 681 code for a protein of 226 amino acids. The record is from RefSeq and is a predicted model, not a curated record. Lineage: Eukaryota; Metazoa; Arthropoda; Insecta; Hymenoptera; Formicidae.
AUGGAGCCCGAUCGCGAGAGUUUCACUUUUCGUGCGUUUCAGCAAAUCCAGGACAUAAACAGUCAGGUAGCGCAGUUCCGAGAUCUGCUCAUCAACAUCGGACAGCCGCGCGACUGUCCGGAGCUGCGCGAAAAAAUACGGAAGCUGCGCCGCAGCUGCGUGGAGGCCUGCAAGAGCACAUCUCAGCUGGUACUGCCGCACGUGAAGAGCGCUAUGGACGUCGGGAUACCAGUCGACAGUCCAAACCUGGUGCUGUUGUUUUACGUGGCUCAGCUCUUCUUACGCGAGCUGCACAAGAGUAAAAACCUCAUACGAAUCAUACCCAUGGACAUGUCCGGGUAUUACGAGAACCGCGCCGGUCCCUCGUAUAUCGGCAACGUGGUCUCGCAGAUCCUCCUGUGCAAACAGAUUAGACCGGACUUCAACGAGGAGGAGAUAUGCAGCAUCCGAAAGGACUCGGAAGAGAUCGGCCAGCUGAUAGCGGAGCUGCAGGAAUUUAUGCCCCAAUCGGAAGCUGACACGGAGAAACCCGUGGCCCUUCACAAUCCUGGGAACAAAAUCAAUCGGAACAACGGAACACGGAGGAUGCACCGAUGGAGCAGCAACAGAGACCGACAGUCGUCCUACUUCCGCAACGGUUUCAGAUUUCUCUGCUGCGCCGCGAGCACUAAUUACGUUUAACGUACAUAUAAUUCAUCUCGACUCAUUAAAACGUAAUAUAGUUUCCGAUUAUGUGAAUAAUUAAUACGCACCGAUAUAUUUUCGCAGUGAUUUCAACUAGCUUAAAUUCCCUAAAGUAGCGUUAAACAGGAAUCGGACGGCGCUUCGGCGCUCGUGAACGAAUCGCGGCGGAGAGUUCCCGUUUAUGAAAGUGUCCCCGUAAGAGAGAGGCGUACAAUAGUUUGGCAAUUUAUUUUCGAGGCAAAGUCCUCAAAGUCCCUUCACCUUCGACGAAACUUUAAUAAAUCGCGCCUUCAUCCACCGUAAUUUCUCAAAGUAGUUUCCGCGUCAUUAAUAUACGUCUCCCUUGGGAUACUCUUUACGAAAGACAGCGGAUAAAGGAACGUCGCGACGAUAACGUAAGGGAGAUACACCUGGAGGCCUAACCGAAAGGCCUAAACCCGGUGGCCGCUUGACAGACAUCCUUGGAACAAAUUUUUAACGCACGUAUAAUAGCCGGUGACAAUCAAAGUAGAGAAGCCCGAGACGCCGAUCAAAUUAUUAACCAGUCGCGCCGCGACGGAUACGGGACGACGGAAACGGAUGAGAACAAAAGGAGGGGGAGAGGGUGGGGAAUUUCAGCACCUUUUUCGUCUCUCAGCAAAAAUUCUAGUGGCACUCGAUACCGCUCCCAUUUUUUGGGGAGGGUGAGGGGACGUCCCUCUGUAGACGCCCCGAAGAACUCGCUGUCCCGUUAAAUUUCCAAGUCGCGGACAAAAGGACCAGCGGCGGCGGUGUCGAGGAGCCCUUUUAUUCAAGUCCACUCCACGAUCGUUUCAUCAAUCCCGCUACGAUUGCUCGGAUAUCCGACUCGGGGAUUUUUUUCCCCCGAAAAGAAUUCGCGAUUCUCUUGGCGCGGCUAACCAAUUCUCUCUCGUUUAGGAACUAUCGUUUUCGUGUCAAACUUAAUCGAGGGUCGUAAUCAAAACUAGCUUGUAAUCUCCGAUCCCUAAGAAUCCCGACGGAUGAUACCUAGUGAGACGAGCGCGCGUUCGAGCACAUAUAUCGUCGGAGUUAACGCGUCGUCUGUGUCUGUGUUAAAAGCGAGUAGAUUGUACGUUGUGGAGCAAUUAUAAUAUUCUAGCGUAUUUACAAGUGAGUGGACCAACCUCGAUCUAUUUAUAAUGCGCGACGGGCGCGCACGCAUUGUAGCCGUAGGUACGCGCGUUUCGCAUCUCUCAUACAUAUACAUAUGUAUAUGGAGAGUGUCUACAAAGCAAUACGUAGGAGUACACACGCAGAGAAGCGUUGCGCCAAGAAUAUACAUAUAUAUAUACUUAUAUACUUAUAUACACAUAUGUAUGUAUACAUAUAUAUGUGUAUGUACGUAUGUAUGUUGAACGAAUAUAGAUUUAGCCGCGCACGCCCGUUCAUACAUUUCUCUCGCAUGUAUGAAGCUACACAGCCGGAAGCGCAAUCGUUAUCUCGUGACUUUAACCCUAAACAGUAACGGCAUCGCUGCAAGAAGACCGAAGGGGUAGGGAAAUAAAAGAAAAUUGAGAAAGAGCUCCCCUUGUCCGGCUCUCGAGCUCCGAUCGGCAGUUUGUUCUCGGAAGAUCGCUCCUCGCGCGCAUUAACUCGCGGCGAUGAAUCCAGACGCGAUACACCGCGGUGCAAAAGGGGGAUAUUUUUGUAUUUUCGCACAAACGGAGCGUUACUGUUUCGGGUUAACAGCGAUGCUGCGUGCGACCAGCCAGCGGGCGUCUGUGAGGAGACAAAACUAAAAAAAAAAAAGAGCGGGGAGGAGGAAGAAAAAGGAGAGAGUAUCGAUCUCUCGAUCGAUACUCAUGAGAGCGUCAAACAUACAUUUACGACCGCAAUAACAUAAUUGUAACAGAUACGAGAUAUUUUGUUACUUUCCCUUUUCAUCCGCGGAACGUUCUGGUAUACUUUAAAGAGAGGGGGGAAAAAAGCAAAACGCGAUCGCGCGAAACUUCGGGUACUUUCGUUUAAUCGUUACGUUCUCACGGAAGGGGGAUCAUACGUGAUAUCUCGAACGUGCCAUUGUAACGCGAUUUGAAUUGUUACGUAUGCAAAUUAGAGUAAGACCGUACUCGUGUUAUGCGCAACAGGAGAGAGAGAGAGCGACUAUUUUAUACGAGCGUUGCGCGGAAUGGUGGAAAAGCACUCGCGACGGAAAUGACCAUAUCCCGUUCUGCUCCUAUUCCAAGCGCGCGAGAUUGUACGUUCGAUUCAAUUACACAUAUCAAUCGUGAUCGGGAUCGGGGAAGAGGGGGGAAGAAAGAGAGAGAGAGAGAGAGAGAGGGGGGAGGGGGGACGAUCCGGCGACCUGAUCGAAUCGUUUACUUAAUAAUCGCUAGCCUCGGGACGUCGGAUGUGGAACAACGAUCGAACUCGAAUCGCUCUGCCUCUCGACUCGAGAGGAGGCUAAACGUCGCCCGAAUCGGCAGAUCCGUUCCGCCGACGUUAUUUAUCGUCAAAUGACGUUUCUCGACGACGCGUCGACGCCGAGAUGACGAUAAAUAACGGCCAGGCUCGCUACCCCCGGGGCUCACCUCUCGAGUCGGCGAUUCGACCGUCUCCGCGUUCCUUCAGUCCUGUCGCGGUACAUAAAAAACAAAAAGGGGACCGAAACUAUACUCGAAUAUAUUUCACUUCGUCGAAUUUUACGUUGAGGGAACACUUAAUGAAGAUAGAGGGGAGGAAAAAAAAGAAGAGGAGGUAUAUUAGCGCUGACAUGUCGUAUUUUUAGGCGGUAGAGAGAAGAAGAGAGGUGCGAGCGCGUCUCGGCAGCCCCCGAGUUACAAUACACCGCGGGGCUCGCGCAACUGGCGCGAAUAGCGAAAUCAAAUUAAGAUGAAAUAUAAUGUAUCACGUUGACGAAAUAAAU